AUGGGUGCUAACAAGGUCGUGCAGAAGUCGAAGGAGGCCAAGAUGAAGGCUGCGAUGGCUGGAGGGAAGUCCAAGAAGAAGAAGUGGAGCAAGGGCAAGGUCAAGGAGAAGCUCGCGAACCUGGUCAUGUUUGAUCAGGCGACAUAUGACAAGAUGCUAAAGGAGAUUCCGAAGGCAAAGCUGAUCACCACGGCUAUCGUCAGCGAGAGGCUGAAGGUCAACGGGUCGGUCGCUCGCCAGGCCAUCCGCCACCUGGAGGAGAAGGACCUGAUCCAGGUUGUGGGCGAGAGGAGCUCCAGCAUGCUGAUCUACACGCGCAAGAUCGGCGCAGGCGAUUGA
Messenger RNA from Prorocentrum cordatum, 339 nucleotides. Lineage: Eukaryota; Dinophyceae; Prorocentrales; Prorocentraceae. The record is from the annotation of a GenBank genome assembly.